Molecule: messenger RNA, 195 nt
Organism: Sordaria macrospora k-hell
Lineage: Eukaryota; Fungi; Ascomycota; Sordariomycetes; Sordariales; Sordariaceae
Source: RefSeq, a predicted model, not a curated record
AUGAAACAGGCGGAGGGGUCUAAAGAGAAUGAGCCUGGGAAGGAGGAUGAGUCCGGAGAAGAAGAUGAUCCUGGAGAGGAAGAUGAUCCUGGAGAGGAAGAUGAGUCCGGAGACGAAGAUAAGUCUAGAGAGGAGGACGAGUCUGGAGAGGAGGAUGGUUUCGUAACCGAGCAUGAGUAUGAAGGCGAGGUAUAA